Messenger RNA from Brachypodium distachyon (stiff brome), 1632 nucleotides. RefSeq lists its product as uncharacterized. The transcript has a single exon. The record is from RefSeq and is a predicted model, not a curated record. The coding region runs from base 99 to 1406 and encodes 435 amino acids. Lineage: Eukaryota; Viridiplantae; Streptophyta; Magnoliopsida; Poales; Poaceae. Gene Ontology annotation, molecular function: protein binding.
CCUAGCCUGCCGCCGCCACUCACUCCCAAAAGAUCCCCUUUCGCAGGUCAAGGGAUUCACUGCGCAAACCCCGUCCCUCCUCGCCCAGACCCGCACCCAUGGGCGGCCACGGAGCCGCCGCAACCCCUCCGCCAGGUUCCGUGCCCGGCUGCUCCCACGGAGCCCCUCCUCCUCCGCCACCACCGCGCCCCGCCGUCCCCGCCGUCCCCGCACCACCGGGCGCAGUCGACGACGGCGACGCGCCCCUCCCGAUAGAUCUCCUGCUCGAGAUCGCCGCGCGCUCCGAUGUCGUGACCGUCGUCCGUUGCGCCGCCCUCUCCAAGCCCAUCCGCCGGUCCAUCCUCGACCAUGGAUUCCGCCGCCUCCUGGCCCAACGCGCCGCCCCUGACGGCGGAUUCGUCCCCUCGCUCCUCCGAGGCGUCUCCUACAAGAUCGAGGUCGGCGACCCCUACCGACCCCCCGCGCGGAUCCUCCAGCCCCUGCCGUCGGACGACCCCGCCGUCAUCCGCUUCGACGAGAGCCUAACCUUCGAGCCCGUGGCGGCGCGCGACGGCCUCGUCGUCCUCCGCCGCCUCCGCCCGCGCCCCAUCUUCGGCCAGUGCGUCGAGGAUGGUCCACCAGGGAGCGAUCUGCGCGUCUGCAACAGCAUCACCGGCCACAGCUCCAUCCUCCCGUCCGUCUCCAUCCGGGACUACCGCAAGCACGCCUUGCUCGCCGUCGACGACCUUGGCCGCUCCUUCGAGCUGCUCGUCUCGGACGAACGCCUAAGGACGCAGAUUUACUCGUCACGGACCGGCAGAUGGGGCCCCGUCCGCGCAGCACAGAUCCAGCGACCAUCCAGGCCGUUUCACGACUCCCAACCCCUGGUAAUCGGACGCACCGUGCAUUGGCUAUGCCAACCGGAUCCGCUGCCGCCGGGGCGGUCAACCACAGAGCCGUACAUCGUCGCUCUGAAUGUUGACACGGCGCAGGCGACAAUUAUGGAUCUGCCGCGGGGCUGCACGAGCAGAAUGACGGCCUCCAUGAGCCAUCGAGGGCUCAUCCUAGCCGCUUGGCCGGACGGAAGACUGAUAGUGGUCGUCUCGGAGACUCAAGUGAUAUCGAUGUGGACUCUGUCAGCAGCCACAGAGGAGAAGCCGAACUUUCCGUCGAGGUGGAGCAGGCGAGUUCUGAUAGACAAGCAGGAUUGGGGUGUGCACAACUCGGUCCAGUUCGAGGGGUUCGGACAGAGGAGUGGCACUGUGCUCUUGAAUGUGGGUAGACUUGGGCUCGUCCGGCUCAACCUUGCAACUAAGGAGGCCCUCGUCGUGUACCAAUGGAUGGAAACGGCCUAUGUUACACAGGUUUGCAUGCAUGAGAUCAAUUUGGCCUCUCUGCUCCAAGCAAUGAAACCACUUACGGAGUAAUUUGCUUGGAGAAGCUGUUUUUACCUGUAAGCUGUCAUGUUCCUUUGCCAAUACUUGUAAAAGGAAGUGGAGUCACCUCUUAAUGUUCUUGACUGUUUGCUGUUCUGCUGCCAGUGUUUGCUCUGCUGGCAAUCCAUCUGUUUGUGCGGUAAAAUAAUGGAUUGCAUACUUCACUAUGUAUGAAUUUGGGCCAGUUGUCAGUUAAAUAAAAUCUGUUUACCUCAUA